Messenger RNA from Aspergillus pseudotamarii, 1173 nucleotides. RefSeq names its product Lactonase, 7-bladed beta-propeller-domain-containing protein. The transcript has 3 exons. The coding region runs from base 1 to 1173 and encodes 390 amino acids. NCBI's taxonomy places the organism in Eukaryota, Fungi, Ascomycota, Eurotiomycetes, Eurotiales, Aspergillaceae. The record is from RefSeq and is a predicted model, not a curated record. Gene Ontology annotation, molecular function: protein binding; 6-phosphogluconolactonase activity.
AUGAAGGGUCUCUAUCUUACAGCUGCUCUAUUUGGAGCAUCCUCUGCAUCUAAGCUCUAUACGGCGUCAUACGCGGGCGCAGUUAGCACAUUGGAGCUCGGCAGGUCCGACUCAGGUUAUGAAUUGACGACAAUCUCAGACACAACCGACUGCGGUCCCAAUCCUUCCUGGUUGAUGCUGAAUGAUGAUAAGAGCCUCCUGUUCUGUCUCGACGAGGGUCUCAAUGGACCGAACGGCACAUUAACGUCCUUCGAAGUCGACUCCGACGGAUCGCUGUCUAAGAUUCAUCAAUUGAAGACUGUACUCGGCCCCGUUCAAUCCCACCUGUACACUGCGGGAAAUCGCACAUUUUUUGCGGUGGCCCACUACUCAGGGUCGUCGGUGACAGCAUAUGCCCUGGACCCCAAUGGUGUCUUUACCCGUCGCCAGACCUUCACAUAUAAGCUGGACGGUCCUGGCACAGACCCCGACCGACAGGAUGCACCACACCCCCACGGUGUAGUCCUUGACCCCACCGGUCAAUUCAUUCUGGUUCCUGAUCUGGGAGCCGACCUCGUGCGUAUCUUCCGCAUCAACCCUUCGACGGGGUUGUUAGAACCACAGACACCCUUGGCGGUGUCUCCAGGGUCUGGCCCCAGACAUGGCACAUUCUGGACGCCCAAGGGCGCACGUCCGGGCCGAGCUAUCGAUACUCGGUUCUAUUUGACAUCGGAGCUCAACAGUCAUUUGACGGGAUACAAGGUUCACUAUCCCAAGAAUGGAACGAUCGCUUUUAACAAGUUCUUCGAGACUACCACGUAUGGUGGCCCGGAACUGCCAAGCGGUGCUACUGCUGCAGAAAUCGCGAUCUCGCCUGCCAACAACCAUAUCGUAAUCAGUAAUCGCGAGGACAACAAGUUUGGAACCAACAACGACACCAUUUCCGUGUUCUCUUGUGCUGAUGCCAGCGGAAAGGUGUCUACUAAUGUAACGCAUACCGGUUUGUACCCGGCGUAUGGCUCGAUUCCUCGUCAAUUUGAGAUAUCAGGCGAGGACCAGGCGAUCGCUAUUGCGUUACAAAGUAGCCAUCGCGUGGCCGUAGCUGGCUGGGACGAUAAGACGGGACAUGUUGGCCCUCUUCUGGCACAGAAGGAAUUGGAGGGUGAGAUUGUGUGUGCCGUUUGGGAUGCUUGA